AUGGCCAGCAAUCCUUCACGCCGGGCGCAGCUUCGCGGAGCCGCCGGCGCGUCCCCUUGUGAGGGCGCCGAGGGAGCAGCGCUUCCGCCUUCGCUGUUCGCCAAGGGCCCCUUCCCCUUCCGCGCUGCCCUCCUCGCCUCCGCCGCUCCCGACUCGCUUCCGCCAGGCCCUGGCGGGGCAACGCAGUCGGCGGGCGUCGAGACGCCGGCGCAGCGCCGCCAAGCAGCCGCUCCGCCGUCGGACGGCGGUCGGACUGAAGCCGCCCAGUGCGCGGAGGGCGCGGAGGAGAGGGGCGCGAGUGACGGCAGCAAGGGCUUGGGCGGGCCGAGGCGAGGGCUGACGUGUUGGAGUUGCGGGGAGACGUUUGAUGACGUGGCGGAGCAGCGCGCGCACUUCAAGAGCGACUGGCACCGCCUCAACGUCAAGCGCCGGGCAUGUGGGCGCGCAGCGCUGUCGGAGGAGGCCUUUGCGGCGCUGCUGGACGCCAGGCGCGCGGGGGAAGGGGGGGGGAAUGGGGGGAGGAGCCGGGGCACGCAGGGCAGUGCGGAUGCCGGCGCUGCUGUGAGUAGCGGGGCGGGCGGGACAGCAGAGGAGCGGGGAGAGGGGGGGGAAGACGACGAUGACUGGUCGAGCAUUUCAGGGUCGGAGGACGAGCAGGGAGGGGAGGACGCGGACGAGGGGCAGCAGCAGCAGGGGGAGGGGAAGCUGGCAGGGGCAGGGCGGGGGGCGAAGGUGCACUUCGUGCUGCCCCACACGGGCGUCACUUUCGCCCUCUGGCGCGUGCUCUUCCCCCCAGGUGCGCUCUUCCCCCCAGGUGUGCUCUUCACCCCAGGUGCGCUCUUCCCCCCAGGUGCGCUCUUCCCCCCAGGUGCGCUCUUCCCCCCAGGUGCGCUCUUCCCCCCAGGUGCGCUCUUCCCCCCAGGUGCGCUCUUCCCCCCAGGUGCGCUCUUCCCCCCAGGUGCGCUCUUCCCCCCAGGUGCGCUCUUCCCCCCAGGUGCGCUCUUCCCCCCAGGUGCGCUCUUCCCCCCAGGUGCGCUCUUCCCCCCAGGUACGCUCUUCCCCCCAGAGGAGGGCGCAGAUCUGCUGCAGGCGCUGGUGGCGCUGGGGGAGGGCGCAGGGGCGGCGCAUGGGGGAGCAUUCAGAGGAGGGGGGGACGGAAGCGCGGAGGCUGGGGAAACGGAUGGGGGAAGGAGCAAGAGGGGUGGGGGGGUGGAGUCAGCGAGGGGCAAGGCAGGCGGGGGUGCAGCACAGGUGGAGGCGGGGAGAGAAGGCACGCUGGUGGGGAAGUCGGGGGGUCAGGAGAGGGGCGACGGGGGGCAAGGCUGGGAGCGCGUGUGGGUGGUGGUGCUGAGCUCGGGCGGCCACUUUGCCGCCGUGGUGGUGGACGCCGCCUCCCACGGCGCCGUGCUCGCCCACCGCUCCUUCCACCGGUAUGUGGUGCGAGCCAAGGCGGGCGGGCGCCAGGCAACGAGGGACGGAGCGGGCAGAGCGCCGCAGUCAGCGGGGGCCAGUCUGAGGCGCUACAACGAGGCGGCUCUUGUCAAGGACAUCCGAGCCCUGCUGCAGCACUGGCAGCCCUACCUGGCGCGCGCACAGUUCAUCUUCGUACACGCCACCGCACUCAACCGCGCUGCACUCUUCGGCACCGCGGCAGAGGCUCACGCUAGUCGGGGCACAGGGGGGGCUGUGGCGGGGUUGCUGGCGGCGCGCGACCCGCGCGUGCGGCGCGUGCCCUUCCCCGUGCGCCGCCCCACCGUCAAGGAGGCGUUGCGCGUGGCGCACUCCCUGGCACACGUGCACGUGCUGGGGGGGGCGCAGGGGGAAGAGGGCGGGGCGGCGGGAGUGGAGUGUGGGGAAGGGGAAUCGGGUGCUGUGGGUGGCGGCAAGGGGGUGGCGGCAGUGAGGGCGCGGGAAGAAAGGGCAGAGCAAAGGGAGGCGGUGCAGGGAGAAGACAGGGGGCUGGAAGACGGGAUGCAGGACACAGGAAGAGACGGAGAUGGGCAUGUGGAGUUGCAGGGAGAUGGGGAAGGGCAGGAGAGAGGAGAGGCGAGUGGGGCCAGUGGAGGGGAGGUGCAGGAGAAGGAGGCAGCGGGGCAAGGAUGGGGGAGAACGGCACUCCAUGUGGCAGCUGCUGCAGGUGGGUGGGUGGGUAGAUUCACUGGGCUGCACGACUGCAUUGCUUGCUUCAUGUGUGUUUGCCGCAUUUGCAUCACACUCAUCACGCCCAUCACACUCAUCACGCCCAUCACACCCAUUCUAAGCAACCACGCGGAGGUGGCUCGCCUGCUGCAGCAGGGCAGUGACCCCACGGGGCGGGACGGCAGGGGGCGAGUGGCGUACGUGGUGGCGGCCAACAAGGCCACGCGGGACGCCUUCCGCCGCCACAUGGCAGCCCACCCGCAGCAGUGGGACUGGCACGCCGCUGCUGUGCCCAGCGCCCUCACUGAAGAGCUCCAGGCCUCCCAGGCCGCCCGCCAGGUGGGGGGGGGAAUGGUGGCGGAGAGGAAUGAGAGCAGAGCAGCGCGGUGGGUGAGGCUUGCAAGUGGGCUUGGACGCCUGCAGCAAGCCCUCCACCAGAGCGCGCCACCAGCGCCAUCGCCGACACACGCAUCGCCUGCAGAGACUGUAAGGCGCAUGCCUCCAUGCUGCCUUCCUCUCCCUUUCUGCGUGCUUCCUUUCGCCCUCCAUGUGCUGCACUGCACGUGCCUCCGGUCACUGUGUCGCCUUGAGUCUAACCACUGCCUGCUCAAGCCUCCUGCAGCCACUCAUGCAAAUGCUGACGAUUUUGUUCCGUGGCUUGGUGACGCGCCUGCACGCAUGUACCGUAUCUGUGCUGUGCUGUGUGGUGUGCAGGAGGAGCAGAGGAGGGCGAGGGAGAGGGAGGAGAGGGCAGCAGCGGCGGAGAGGCGUGUGCAGCAGCUGGCCGGGGGCACCGCUGCGCCUGCCACGGCCCACCAUGCCUCCCCCGCCACCACUGCUGCAGGCAGCUGCUGCGACUCGUGUGGAGCAUCGCUGGCGGGCAGGACGCCCUUCUCCCGCCUCGCCUUCAACUACUGCACCACUGCAUGCGUGCGCGCUCACAAGACCUCUUCUCGCCUGCAAGGCAAGAAGAACAAGGUUCAGGAUGCAGCGCCCCCCUCGCCUCGCCACCGAAUGACGAAGAAGGCGUGGCAUGCGUACACGGCGAGGGAGAAACUGUACUGGCUGGAUAUGCUAGACACGCAGCCCGAUCUCAGCAUCCGGGGGCUGGCGAGGCUGGCUAACUUGCAACCAAAGCAGAUUCGCGAAUGGCGGAAGUUGAAGGAGCACCUCCUUGUUUCAGCGGCUUGUCGUCGUCGCCUCGUUGGCGGAGGCCACGUGAUGGAGGAGGAGCAGGAUGAAUUUCUCCCCAACCCGUUCUACCCGGCCCCCGUGGUCACCCCUCCCGAUGUGACCGUCGAGAUGGAGGAGGAGGCCGUGCUGGCCACUGAAGCUGACGAAGCCGAUGCGGAGGCUGUACCUGCUAAGUCAGACUUGAGCGAGUCCGACGAUGGAGAGGCGGGCGAAGCUGACGAGUGGAGCGACGAAGGGGAUGAAUGGUGGGCCCCUGGUCGCUAUGAGGGGGCAGAGGUAGAUGAGUGGGUGGCGGGUGACGAAGAUGAGUAA
Closterium sp. NIES-65 is the source of this 3645-nucleotide messenger RNA. NCBI's taxonomy places the organism in Eukaryota, Viridiplantae, Streptophyta, Zygnematophyceae, Desmidiales, Closteriaceae. The record is from the annotation of a GenBank genome assembly.